AUGGCCUUGGAACCGCUCCGCGGCUCAUGCUCUUGCGGUCGAAAUGAAUACCAAAUCAAUAUUCCGGACGACGUGACAAACCAUGCCGAAGUGUAUUUUGACAGCAGCCGAGACAAUCGUCGAUUUCACGGUACACCUCUUUCGGCGUGGCUUCGAGUACCUCUCAGCUGGUACCAAUCCCACACUCAGUCCUUCUUCCCCGAUGAAUCGCACUCUUCCAUUCGCCGCAUCCAUUCGCCCCGCCAUGCGCCCCGGACUCAGCGUGUCUUCUGUGGCUACUGCGGUACACCCCUGACAUUCUGGACGGAGGAGCCCAUUGAAGAAGCCAACUUCAUGUCUGUCGCGAUCGGCAGUCUGCUAGUGGAUGACCAGCACGCACUGGAUGAUCUAAGAUUGCUUCCUCGGGACUUUUACGAGGAAGCUCCCCGUGCCGGUAUUUCGACCUCAUCUGAUCUGGCACCAACCUCGGAGACCGCUUCAUCCUCGGUCAUUGUUCCAUCGACUACUGAUUCUUCGGACAUCUCAACUAGUCUACAGCACGGUAUAACUGGAGGAAUUCCUUGGUUCGAAGAGAUGGUAGAAGGGAGCCGCCUGGGCCGUUUGAUGCGUACUCGGCGUGGUAUGGGAGUCAGUGAUGAUCAAUCAACUUCGAUCCAGUGGGAAUUCAGCGAAUGGCAUGAUGAUGGAACCGGUGCAGCUGGAUUCCUGCAGCAGGAUCCGGACUCGAGCGUACUCUUCAGGGGAAAUCGCAAGCGGGUGAAUCAGGCAGAUACUGGAAUUGAGUCUCCAACGAAGCGAGCAGGGUAA
Penicillium psychrosexuale is the source of this 807-nucleotide messenger RNA. RefSeq lists its product as uncharacterized. The transcript is spliced from 2 exons. NCBI's taxonomy places the organism in Eukaryota, Fungi, Ascomycota, Eurotiomycetes, Eurotiales, Aspergillaceae. The record is from RefSeq and is a predicted model, not a curated record. The coding region runs from base 1 to 807 and encodes 268 amino acids.